AUGGAUCCUUCGAGCAGAGCAUAUGCCGAGGCCCUGGACCAGAAAGACGCGCUAAGGCACACACGGGACGAAUUCGUUAUCCCGACCAAGCAAGAGAUCACCAGCAAAACUCUCGCCAAGAAAGAAGAUGACGUCUCUACCGCCUCAAGCGCUGGCCAGCAAAAAUGCACCUACUUAUGCGGAAACUCCCUCGGCUUGCAACCCAAGCGCACCGCCGUGAGGAUACAGCAGUACCUGUCCACCUGGGCCACGCAGGGCGUACAGGGCCACCACAAGCCUCUUGAGGACUCCCCGUUGCCGACAUGGCUCAACGUAGACGCCAAGGCGGCCAAGUUGAUUGCCCCCAUUGUCGGCGCCGACGAGUCAGAGGUCGCCGUCAUGCAGACUCUGACGGCGAACCUCCAUUUUCUCAUGGCCGCCUUCUACAAGCCGCAGAAGGAAGGCAGGCAUAAGAUCAUCUUGGAGAGCAAGGCCUUUCCGAGUGACCAUUUCGUCGUGGAGACCCAAAUCAGGCACCACGGCCUCUCACCUUCAGAGUCGAUGGUCUGCAUCGAGCCCCCUUCCUCUACGGAACCAAUUCUCACCACUCAGCACAUCCUCUCGACCAUCGAGCAUCACGCCUCGGACACCGCUGUCCUCCUCCUCCCGGGGAUCCAGUACUACACGGGUCAGCUACUCGAUAUCCCUACCAUCACCGCUUUCGCCCACAAACACUCCAUCCUCGUCAUCUGGGACCUCGCCCACGCCGUCGGGAACGUGCCCCUGAAACUGCACGAGUGGGACGUCGACGCCGCUGCGUGGUGCACGUACAAGUACCUCAACGGUGGGCCGGGCUGCAUCGGCGGCUCGUUCGUCCACUCGAGACACACCGCCGUUACGACGUCUGUCCAAGACCCGGACUCCGAAAGUGGGUAUGUGAACCGGCUCGCCGGGUGGUGGGGCAACGACAAGUCGUCCCGCUUCGCCAUGGAGACAAAGUUCCACCCGGUGCCGGGGGCCGCCGGCUUUCAGCUGAGCAACCCGAGCGUGCUGGACAUCACGUCACUGUGCGCCUCGCUCGAGGUGUUCGAGCUGGCCGGCGGCGUCGGCGCACUGCGGGAGAAGUCGCUGCGGCUGACGGGGUACCUGGAGGAGCUGCUGGGCGCCAUGCCGGAGCAGGAAAGGACGCUCUUCCGCGUCAUCACCCCGAGGCGGCCGGAGGAGCGGGGAGCGCAGCUGAGCCUGAUGCUCGCUGAAGGGCUGCUCGAUGGCGUGAUGGAGUUCUUCGACGAGGUCGGCGUGGUCAUCGACGAAAGGAGGCCGAACGUCGUUCGGGUCGCGCCGGCGCCGUUGUACAAUACAUUCGCGGACUGCUUUGAUUUUGUGGAACAGCUUGGCAAAGCGUUGCAGAGGACGAUCAAGAAUACAUAG
Colletotrichum graminicola M1.001 is the source of this 1410-nucleotide messenger RNA. Its product is annotated as kynureninase. NCBI's taxonomy places the organism in Eukaryota, Fungi, Ascomycota, Sordariomycetes, Glomerellales, Glomerellaceae. Bases 1 to 1410 code for a protein of 469 amino acids. Gene Ontology annotation, molecular function: kynureninase activity; pyridoxal phosphate binding. The transcript is spliced from 3 exons. The record is from RefSeq and is a predicted model, not a curated record. Gene Ontology annotation, biological process: NAD+ biosynthetic process. Gene Ontology annotation, cellular component: cytoplasm.